AUGUGUCGUUGGAGUUAUCUGUGCAUGAUGGCUCUGUUUAUCGUUAUGUCAGACGAAGAGGAGACUGCUUCCAUCAACCCACAGAUAAGCACAUCUUCGAUAACGAAGAAGCCAAUAGUUUACCGCUCCCGAUAUCCUUAUGUUGUCUCUAUUGGUGAGAACGUUAAAGGAUACUACAAGCACCUCUGUGUGGGUGUGAUAAUUUCGGAAGAGUUUGUGCUCAGUGCUGCCCACUGCAUCAAAACGAAAAAGAACCCCCCGACAAGAAUGUAUGUUGCUGGUGGUGCCGAUAUGCUCAAUAGCCGGAAGCAGAUUCGCUUUUUCGUAGUCGAAGUUAGGUGGCAUCCCAAGUUUAAGAUGCUCGGUGGUCACGACAUUGGGCUGUUGAGGGUCUACCCGAAAUUCCAGCUGGACGACAUCCGAUUCCGGAGUAUUAGCUACAAAGACAAGCCGCAAAAGGAUAGUGGCGUGAGGACUACUCUAGUUGGCUGGGGACGAGUAAAGACCAGCAAGAAAGUUAAGAUUCAGGAGUUGCCUUUCAAGACGAUCGAAAAUGAUAUGUGUAUGAAGAAGCAUCGAUUCGUGUUUCUCACUAGAACGGACAUUUGUGCAAUACACCUGAGAGGACCUAAAGGCCCCUGCGACGGAGACUCAGGAGCCCCGUUGGUGAGAUGUAAAAAGAACCUCUAUGGUUUACUUUCAUACGGAAGAAAAGCGUGCACACCAUUGAAGCCCUAUGCUUUCACCCGUGUUAGCGUAUACUCGACUUGGAUAAAGAAAACUAUGGAUCAAAUGAAAGUGCAUAUCAUUAAGGUUAAUCGAACUGUAUGGAGAGACUGGAAAAACAACGCUCUUUGAAAUUGUAAAUAAAAUAGAGUCUCCUAAAAUAAA
This is a messenger RNA of Drosophila rhopaloa, 891 nucleotides long. Its product is annotated as granzyme M. Gene Ontology annotation, biological process: proteolysis. The record is from RefSeq and is a predicted model, not a curated record. Lineage: Eukaryota; Metazoa; Arthropoda; Insecta; Diptera; Drosophilidae. Gene Ontology annotation, molecular function: serine-type endopeptidase activity.